This is a messenger RNA of Cornus florida, 3182 nucleotides long. Its product is annotated as calcium-dependent protein kinase 11-like. Lineage: Eukaryota; Viridiplantae; Streptophyta; Magnoliopsida; Cornales; Cornaceae. The transcript has 7 exons. Gene Ontology annotation, biological process: peptidyl-serine phosphorylation; protein autophosphorylation; intracellular signal transduction. The record is from RefSeq and is a predicted model, not a curated record. Gene Ontology annotation, cellular component: nucleus; cytoplasm. Gene Ontology annotation, molecular function: calmodulin binding; calcium-dependent protein serine/threonine kinase activity; ATP binding. The coding region runs from base 958 to 2586 and encodes 542 amino acids.
CUCUCUAUAUAUAUAUAUGUACAUCUUAUUAUGUAAAUAUGUCCCUCUAUAUAUAUAUGUACAUCUUAUUAUGUAAAUAUGUCUCAAUGUCCCUCUCUAUAUAUACUCCAUAAUAAGAUAUAUUAUGAUGUAAAUAUAUAUUUAGUGAACAAUGUGUCCCCCGGAACAAUAUUGUCCAUUGGUGGGACACAUUUGAGUAUAGAAUUCAAUUGCAUUUAUGUGUAUUGGAUGAAAGUCGCCGUUUCUUUAUUUAGCCCUCCAUUACGUUGGAACAAAUUUUGAGAUAUAUAAAAAACCAAGAGAAUUAUUUCAAAGUGAAAUUGACUUGUAAGAUCAGUCUUCCCAAUUUGGUGAUGUAAAGAAAUAUGUAUAUCCUUAAAUUCUUGUUGACCAAUCAAAAUUGGCAUCACAUUUAUAGUGCUCUGCAAAAAACAAAAAAAAUAGAAAUCCAAAACACAGUCAACAUAAUUCCACCAAUCACUCCACCACACGUGGCUUGAUUAUUUAUGACACCAUAUACACAAGUCAAGCCCCCGCAAUAACCCCGCCAAAUAAUAUAUAACUACACAACAGAAACCGGUACUUUUCUCUCUCCUUCCAAGUUCCAAUUCAAGAACUAGAAGUUAUGAAUAUUAUAUCUAUCUAUCUAUAUAUAUAUAUAUAUAUAUAUAUAGAACUAUAAAGGAAAAGGAAAGAAGAGAGAGAAAAUGGAUAAUUCUCUGUUCUCACGAUCCUCAAAUUAUAAAAAAUCAAUAGUUUUAAUAGUUUCUUCCUAUUUUUGCAACCCAUCUCUAUGAUCACAAUUUGACUCACCCAAGCUUUGCGGACGACCCUCUGUACAGCAAAAUAAUCCUUUUUAGAGAGAGAAACCGAGAUCCCAAUCUUCAUAACACCCAGAAGAAACUAGAGAGAGAAACAGAGAUCUCCAAUCUCAAUCUCUCCAGAACAACACCACCCAUGAAGAAGCCAACCACAAUUGCGACAUCAAAGUCCUCCACGGCGGUCCUUCCUUAUCAAACCCCAAGACUCAGAGACCACUACGUCUUGGGCAAGAAGCUCGGCCAAGGCCAGUUUGGCACCACCUAUCUCUGCAAAGAGAAAUCAACAGGCGCCCAAUACGCCUGCAAAUCGAUCCCCAAACGGAAGCUGUUGUGCCGCGAGGACUACGAUGAUGUCUGGAAAGAGAUUCAGAUAAUGCACCACUUGUCCGAGCACCCAAAUGUGGUGAGAAUCAAAGGGACCUAUGAAGACAAUGUGUUUGUUCAUCUUGUGAUGGAGCUCUGUGCUGGAGGCGAACUGUUUGAUAGAAUUAUCCAGAAGGGUCAUUACACGGAGCGAAAAGCCGCGCAGUUGAUCAAGACCAUUGUUGGGGUUGUGGAGGCUUGUCACUCUCUUGGGGUCAUGCAUAGAGAUCUCAAGCCUGAGAAUUUCUUGUUUGAUACUCCUGAUGAGGAUGCUAAGCUUAAGGCCACCGAUUUCGGGUUGUCAGUGUUCUACAAGCCUGGGCAAUAUCUCUCUGAUGUGGUUGGAAGUCCCUAUUAUGUUGCACCUGAAGUGUUGCAUAAAUUUUAUGGGCCUGAAGUAGAUGUAUGGAGUGCUGGUGUUAUCCUAUACAUAUUAUUAUCUGGGGUUCCACCUUUUUGGGCAGAAACUGACUCAGGCAUCUUCAGACAGAUUUUAGAAGGCAAGUUAGAUUUUGAAUCUGAUCCAUGGCCUCACAUUUCUGAAAGUGGAAAAGAUUUAGUUCAAAAGAUGCUUGACAGGAACCCGAAGAAAAGAAUAACUGCACACGAAGUCCUAUGUCACCCAUGGAUCGUGGACGACAAACUUGCCCCUGACAAACCCCUGGAUCCUGCAGUUUUGUCACGGCUGAAGCAGUUCUCAGCAAUGAACAAACUUAAGAAAAUGGCAUUGCGGGUCAUAGCUGAAAGACUUUCAGAAGAAGAAAUUGGUGGUUUAAAACAGUUGUUCAGGAUGAUUGACACAGACAACAGCGGGACAAUAACAUUUGAUGAACUGAAAGAGGGUUUGAAAAGAGUCGGCUCUCAAGUGAUGGAACCUGAGAUCAAGGCUCUUAUGAGUGCGGCUGAUAUUGACAACAGUGGGACAAUCGACUAUGGUGAAUUUCUUGCUGCUACCUUGCACAUGAAUAAGAUGGAAAGAGAGGAGAAUUUGAUUGCAGCCUUCUCUUUCUUUGACAAGGACGGUAGUGGUUACAUAACCAUUGAUGAGCUUCAACAGGCUUGCAAAGACUUUGGUCUAGGAGAUGUUCAUCUGGAUGAAAUGAUCAGCGAAAUUGAUCAAAAUAAUGAUGGACGUAUAGAUUAUGGAGAAUUUGCAACAAUGAUGAGGAAGGGUGAUGCGUCGGUUGGCAGCAGAACCAUGAGAGGCAAUUUGAACUUUAACUUGGCCGAUGCACUUCAAGGAAACGACAGUUUGGUAAAUCAACUAUUGGCGUCGUCAGGGGAUGCUUCACAGAAGGAAACCAGUGAGGAUGUUUCACAGAAGGAAACCACGGAAACCAGUGAGGAUGUUUCACAGAAGGAAACCAGUGAGGAUGUUUCGCAGAAGGAAUCCACUGGUUAAAUCUUCAAGUACUAGUGACUCUUUGCUUUGGUUCAUUUCACUAGCUAAUAUAUAAUACGCUUUUAUAGAGCUAGAUGGUAUGGUUUUAUAAAUACGAAUUAAUUCCAUAAUUUUUGUUAUACCCUGUUGUUGAUUGUCCUUCAUUGGCCACUCUGUUGGGAGAAACUACAAGUUGCAAAGCAUUUAACCUUUAAGUUAGCAUUUUCUAAACAGGCCUUUCAGUUGCAGCUUGAAGUGCUUUGCUGCAACCUUUGCAAAUCUCCCUCAAAGACGAUGCUGUGAUUCCAAUGUCCCUUCAUGAACACCAAUCCCUUCGUUGCCCCGAGCUCUUCAGCGUGGUUAACUGAUGCCGUGUAACCCAUGUGUUUUUUUCGCACAGCUGCCAUUACCUCUGCUCUGCAAUUCUAAUCUCGUGCAGCAGAUUUAUCGUUGUCUUGUUGAAUGCACUGUUUCUGGUGGAGUGUAUUUUCUGGGUGUUUACAAAUGAUUUGUGUAUAUAAUAACAUGGGAAAGGGAACAAAUUGAGUCAAAGAUAUAUAUACAUGGAAGAGUUCCAUUGCUGAUGACUGUUAUAAAAGAACUUUUGAUUGUGAAGA